CUUUUUUAACUAUUCUCUAUAUUUAUUUAUCUUAAUCUUUAUCUUUAUUUAUCAGGACCACCCACUGCACUGCAUCAUAUUUUAUAAACUUUUCAUAUUUUUACACGCAGCAUCCUAAUUUGUGAAGUUAAGUCAUUAAAACUGAAAAGGUGUAGGAGAGGAUAUUUGUCUCAUUUGACCCCCAAAUGAACUUUUUGAGGCUUUUAUUCUGAAACACAGACGUAAGCAUUGCCGGAAGUGUGUCCCAAUAUUUAGCAACGUUCACGGUGCCCCGAAAUGGUUCAAUCCUGAAACGAGUUUAGUGAGUUAUUUCCACUUUCAGCGUGUUAGUGGUGUUUAUCAACAGUUCAGUGGUCUGUUAUAGCACACCACUGGGAGUUUUAGCGAGUUUUUAUACUUUAUUUGCACUGAAGUGUGACGGUGAAGACUGUGAAGGCUACUUCAGGGAUCAACGGCAGCCCUCUUACAGUGACUUUUAAAAUAGUGAGUCCACAUUGUAACCCUGAUCAAGUUGUCUUUAUAAGAUGCUCCUUAGUGCUGAGCUGUAAAUGUCCACAAUGAGUCUUCAUACCCUGUCACUGAGAGCAGUGUUGUUCCUGGGGCUUUGGCACACUGGGUGGAGAGGUCUAGCCUCAGCCGCGGAGCUGAGAGACCAGCCCAAAAAGAUAGCUGUGGUCGGAGCGGGCAUUGGUGGCACAGCAGCAGCGUAUUACCUGCGACAGGAGUUUGGACCCGGGGUGAAGAUCGAUGUGUUUGAGUCUGGCACUGUUGGUGGGCGACUGGCAACAGUGAAGAUCGGGGAUUAUGAGUAUGAGACGGGAGGUUCAGUGAUCCAUCCUUUGAACCUGCACAUGAAGCAGUUCAUUGAAAAAUUAGGUAUUUCUACAAGGAAAGAUGUCUCCUCUAAAAUGGCCAUCUUUGAUGGAAAGGAGCUCGUGUUUGAGGAGAGUGACUGGUUUAUAGUGAAUUUCUUACGCAUGCUCUGGCGAUACGGGUUCAACUUUCUUCGGAUGCAGAUGUGGGUGGAGAGUAUUUUGGACAAAUUUAUGAGGAUCUACCAGUAUCAGCAGUAUGGCUACUCAUUCUCCAAUGUGGACAGACUCUUGCAUGCCAUGGGUGGUGAUAGUUUUCUUACCCUGAUGAAUCAGACUCUGGAAGAAACCAUGAUAGGCGAAGGAUUUUCACAGAUCUUCCUCAACGAUAUUGUUGCACCCAUCACUCGUGCCAACUAUGGUCAAAGUGUCCGCAUCCACGGCUUUGUGGGGGCCGUGUCAUUAGCAGGAGCAGAUUCAGGCCUGUGGGCAGUGGAUGGAGGCAAUAAGAGAGUUUGCUCAGGACUGCUGUACCACAGUAAAAGUGAGCUCAUCCCUGCCAGAGUGACUUCUAUUGCAGUCAAGGUUCGACCCUCCAAGACAGGCACAACUGCCAGUUUCUAUGAGGUUAAUUAUGUCGGGGACUCGGGCUCAGCUCACGCUCUGUAUGACAUUGUGGUAAUAGCAACGCCGCUUCACCAGGGAAAGUCUGACAUCACCUUCUCAGGCUUCUCCCCGCCAAUCCCGACUCACUACCCCGGGCGGUAUCACCAGACAGUGUCAACUGUGGUCCACGGCCGGCUGAACGUGUCCUACCUUGGGACCACAGAGCCGGCCUCAGAGUUCACUGUGUCUGAUAUCUUAACCACUGACUCCAACGGCUCAGUCGUCCAAAGCCUGAUCUCUAUCGACCCCGUGCACAUCCCCACUGAUUACAAACGCCCCCCUGCCAGCCACCCCAGAGUCUGGAAGGUGUUCUCUCCGCAGCCGCUGUCUCAAGAGCAGCUGAAGAACAUCUUCCUCUCUUGGGAUUCAGUGUCUGAGACCCGGUGGCUGGCUUAUCCCGCAUACCGCCCACCGCAUCGCAAGACCCCUCCCUUCAUCCUGCACAACCGGCUGUACUACCUCAAUGCUGUGGAGUGGGCGGCCAGCGCCAUGGAGAUGAGCGCCAUCUCUGCCAGGAACGUGGCCCUGCUGGCGCACCAUCGCUGGCACGAACAGGUCGGCAAGAUCGACCAGGAGGACCUGCACACCCGACUAAGAGGGGAACUCUGAAAAGUGAGAGCUACUUGAGAUGAAAGCCAAAAGCAAUAAAAUACAGUGGCAAGAAAACGUACUUGAGCUCUUUGGAAUUACCUGGGGUUUUUUUUUUGACCUGAUCUUCAUCAAGUAUAGAUAAACACAAUGUGCUUAAGCUAAGCACACACACCCAUUAAACAGGGUGGAGGUUCACUUACUUUUUCUUGCCACUGUUCUAUCAAUCAAGUCCAGUAUUCUGUAUACCCACACAGAUGCUCAGUGGCGUGCCUGCUGCACUGUAAUAACUCUCCAGUCAGGGCAAAUCCCAACUUUCUUUCAGGUAUCUGGGAUGCUCUGGUCUCUUUAAACUUAUGCUCUGUUUUGUUACAACUCGGGUCUGAUUUUUGUAGUUUUGGUCAUCAUUUCUCCCAGGUCAGAUAACAGUGUAUUCACCAAAGUAACUGCUGAAAGAGAGAGCUGUGGCAUUAGUCUAUUAAAGGAUCAGUCAGCUGAAAAAGAAUCAAUUUGAUGAUUGAUUAAUCAUUUAAGUUAGUUUUCAAGCAAAGUCAGUGGUUACAGCUUUCCUACGUGUCAUUGUCACACUGGAGUAAAUUUAAUAUUUUUGGGUUAUAUUCAUUUGGGCAAUGAAUAUAAUCAAUAGUCGUAGGCCGAGGUGACAUUACUACAAAGUCUGACAGGGCACAGAAACAAGGCGACAGUUAAACCUUAUUUUCUAGAUAAGACCCUCCCUCACUUGAGAGUCGCUUUGGAUAAAAGCUUCUGCCAAGUGAGUAAAUGUAAAUGUGAUGUAAUGUAAAACCAUAACUGAGUGCUCCUGACGCGUCUGUAAUAAUCCUCAUUUUACAGGAAAACUGUCGCACGCAUCUACUUCAAAUGUAGAUAUUUAAAGUUGAGCCAGGCAGUCAUGUAAACUGAUAUCCUCUACUAUGGAUAGUUUUCCGUUUCUCUUUUUCCCUUCCAAAUACACCCCCCAUCGCCCCUAUCUGAAUUCUUUUCAGCAUUGUCUUUCCUUUCCAAGAUCUCAGCGCUUAUCUUGGUGAGUACAAUGUGGUUUUUACCAAUAGGAAUGUUGGCCAGAACUAAGGAAAAAAGACCAAUGUUGUAUUAAAUGGGAAAUGUUUUCAUCAGUCUAACAGUAGCCACAGUUCAUCUCUAUCAGUGUUGAAACCUGAAGGCAUCACCAGCAACAGCAGCACAAAUCACACUAAAACAGUGGAGCUACAUUGUACUGUGCUGAAUUUUGAAAUCACUGUGAACCACGCUGCACUGCAGGGUAGACCAAUUACACUCCCUCGUCUUCAAGAGUGUCUUGAACAUAUUUUUAGAUUUUGUUUUAAUGUGCUUUCUUGUUGUUAUAAACAUGGUACAGCUAAGUAGCGCUAAGAAAUCAACCUGUUGGUGACACACAAACCAACCAUUGUUACCCUUUAGCCAAAUUCAUGCAUAGUGUUCACUAAUAUGAUGAUGUCCCUUUAUUGAUGAAUUCAUGUGUCUUCUGAUGAUUUUCUCAGUCUCUCUACCUCCUCAGCACAGUACUGUACAGUAUAUGUUGUUGUGAGUACAGGCAGCUGUCAGUAAGAGAGUUGUGCCACCAAGAUCUUUUCUUUGUAAAAUCGAUAAUAUGGAUGUUAUAUAUUAAAAAAAGUAUUAACAAAUUAAUGUAUUUUGUUACUAUCAAAAUAGACUGAUACUAUUAUGUAACGUAAUUGGAGAGAGUCUAAUCGCAUUGACCAUUUAAAACUAUUGUGGUGCCUUAAAGCUAUCAUAGUAAUUGGCUUACGUGUUUAUUAAAUUAUCUAAAGUCUCCCUAUAAUUUUAAAAAUCAUUUGUCCACUGGGAUUUCCUGUGUUGUUUUUAUUGAUGUGAAACUUGCCAUCAGAGUCUGACCACUAGGACCAAAGUGCAAUGAGGCUGAUGCAUUUUGUAAUAAAUGGAGGGGUGUCAUGUACCUGUGACUUAUCUGAUGUUGUGUAGCUUAAAAACACUGUCCCGACUUGGACUACUGUCAUGUUCUUUAGCUGCUUUGGGAAGACUGCUAGAGUUUGCUGAUUGUUUCCUACACACUUAUACUUUUCUUGUAUUUUUCUAGAUUUUUGAAAAGUUAUGAGUAUAUAUGAAGACAUAUUGUUGAGAGAAUUUUAAUCAUGCACUUUAAUUGCUAGAAAUUCUUCAGUUUUACCCUGAAGUCCAUUUGGAAAUGCCAAAUGAACAAACAACAUCGGGCAGUAUUUAGACUGGAUUCUUAUGCUCAAAUAAAAACACAUUUGAUUUCAAACAAUACUGAACCCUCACAGACCAUACUGUAUGCUUUGAAAGUGUUUACAAUCACAAUAAAGUGAUAAGACCUUG
Molecule: messenger RNA, 4421 nt
Organism: Lates calcarifer (barramundi perch)
Lineage: Eukaryota; Metazoa; Chordata; Actinopteri; Centropomidae
Gene: pcyox1
Product: prenylcysteine oxidase 1
Exons: 7
Coding region: 549-2087 (512 amino acids)
Biological process (GO): prenylated protein catabolic process; prenylcysteine catabolic process
Molecular function (GO): prenylcysteine oxidase activity
Source: RefSeq, a predicted model, not a curated record